Aspergillus japonicus CBS 114.51 is the source of this 1456-nucleotide messenger RNA. RefSeq lists its product as uncharacterized. The transcript has a single exon. Bases 40 to 1383 code for a protein of 447 amino acids. The record is from RefSeq and is a predicted model, not a curated record. Lineage: Eukaryota; Fungi; Ascomycota; Eurotiomycetes; Eurotiales; Aspergillaceae.
CGUCAAUUAUACCUGAAUAGCUCUUUUCAUCCCCAAAAUAUGGACCCCCUCAGCGCCCUACCUCAUGAGCUCCUAUCUUCAAUCAGCGAGGAAGCCGCUGAUUGGGUUGGGCUUGACAGCCUGAUUCGAGUUUCGCCACGCAUCGCUGCGCUGUUUAUCCUCGAGGGAGGUUCGGAUCAAGCCCACCCCGAUGCCAUCUACCUCGUUGAGAACAUCCUGCGCACAAAUUCAAUGAUGAGCCAUCGACUGCACCGGUUCUUCCGGAUGUGUGCGGAUCUCCGGAGCCCUACCUUCUCUUCCGGAUGCAAUUUGACCCUAGCCGAGUUUAUGGCACAGGACUAUUCCUCACCUCUGAGCCCCACUUCUGUGACCGGCACUGUGCUGCGGGACAUGGUCCGGGUUGCAGCCAACAUCCAGCGGCUGGCGUGCGCCUGCUUAACCACCUUUCUGGCACGCACCCGAGCGGUGCAACCAAUAGGCUACGGGAGGGAUGCGGCCGGGAAGCUAAAGGGGGGAGAGCCAUACCCAGCGCAAGAAGCCGGUCCUCCAUCGUGGGCGGAAGAGUACCGUGUUUACCGAGCCUUGUGGCAUCUACAGCUGUAUUCAGAUGUGUGGAAUGUCUCUCACCAGCUGGACUGGCCUAUCAGCGAGCUCCAUCUCUAUUUACGAGUCUCGGACUUUAGCGUUCCUUCCAGUAGACCUCAACGCGGGCCAACACAAGAGGGAGAACCCACCGGGGAUGAGAUGCGGGCUGUGUCGGAGUGUCUGCAGGAUAUUUGUCUCCAGCCAAACUUGUCAGAACCACUGAUCGCGAACCUCGACAGUUUUUACUUGCGUUUUUGGCUGGAGUUGCCCGAUGCAUCGUCUCUUAGGCACCAGGUUCCUCAGGGCAGCAAUUUUUGUCAAGCCAAUGCCUUCCGUGGCUUCAAGGUCUGGAGUCCUCCACCCCUCCCGCGUCCCGAGGAGGAUACAUGCACGCAUGUCUUGGGGCAAUGGGACAACACUAUCCCUGCCAUGCAGAAGCGAAAUAUUGGUAAUCUAUGGUUCAUGCUACCAAUGUAUGAGGCAUAUGAACGUGCAGCUAUGUUCCAAACAGCCUCUCUUCUAGAUCCCCGACCGUUACUCGGACUAGGAUUGGUUUUCUGGGACGGAUGGAGGCUCUACAACCUAGGUCUUUGGUCAGCAAGCCCUAGUAAUUGGGAAACCGGAAAGAAUUCUCCUGUUGUUACGGGCCCUGACGGGAGCCAGGUUCCGGUCGAUUAUGCACCGAGACUCAAAGACGGAAGAGAAAGGAAUUAUCGAUGGUCUGAAUUCGCUGCAGCUCGCUUGGUGCAGGAGGCACAGGAGGCACAGGAGGAAAGGAGUGGUCUGGCGACUCAAUGACAGGCAUCACGUCUUCUAAGCUGUACCGUGUCUAAAUGGUCGAAUUAUGUAAUAAUAGUCAGGAAAGUAAGGU